Messenger RNA from Tribolium madens (black flour beetle), 1441 nucleotides. Its product is annotated as innexin inx3. Gene Ontology annotation, molecular function: gap junction channel activity. The transcript has 5 exons. The coding region runs from base 170 to 1345 and encodes 391 amino acids. Gene Ontology annotation, cellular component: gap junction; plasma membrane. Gene Ontology annotation, biological process: phototransduction. The record is from RefSeq and is a predicted model, not a curated record. NCBI's taxonomy places the organism in Eukaryota, Metazoa, Arthropoda, Insecta, Coleoptera, Tenebrionidae.
UUUCAUGACACGAAGAAUACAAGCGACCAGUUGAGAUCGUACCGUCGGGGAAAAGGCUCCCGACCCCAAAAAAUGACACCAAACUAGUGACAAAACCGUGAAAAGUGACCAAAAUCGCCCAAGUGCCAAUUAUCGUCCAAUAACAAACUAACACGAAAGACCUUCCAAGAUGAGCGUCUUCGGCAUGGUGUCGGCCGUGGCGGGCUUCAUCAAAGUCCGCUACCUCAUCGACAAGGCCAUGAUCGACAACAUGGUCUUCCGAGCCCACUACCGGGUCACCUCCGCCAUCCUCUUCGUCUGUUGCAUCAUCGUAACAGCCAACAACCUCAUCGGGUACCCCAUCCAGUGCAUCAACGACCGCGGGGUCCCCGGCCACGUGAUCAACACCUACUGCUGGAUCACCUACACCUUCACGCUCCCCCACGAACAGGGCAAAUACAUCGGCUCGGAAGUCGCCCAUCCGGGCUUGGGGAACGACAACCAGGAGAAACGGUACCAUAGCUACUACCAAUGGGUACCCUUCGUACUGUUUUUCCAAGGAGUAUUGUUCUACAUGCCGCACUGGAUUUGGAAAAUGUGGGAAAAUGACAAGAUCCGGAUGAUUUCGGAGGGUAUGAGGGGGGCCCUUGUGGGGGCCAAGGAGGAGAGGGAGAGGAGACAAUCGCGACUUGUGCAAUAUUUGGUCGAGACGAUGCAUAUGCAUAACACCUACGCCUUCGGGUACUUCGUCUGCGAGGCCCUCAAUUUCAUCAACGUGAUGGUGAACAUCUUCAUGACGGAUCGAUUUUUGGGCGGCGCGUUUCUGAACUAUGGUACCGACGUCAUCAAUUUUUCGAACAUGAACCAAGAGAACCGAACUGACCCAAUGGUGGCCGUUUUCCCGCGCGUGACCAAAUGCACCUUCCACAAAUUUGGUGCUUCUGGUACAAUACAAAAACACGACGCUCUCUGCGUCCUCGCCUUGAACAUUUUGAACGAGAAAAUCUACAUUUUCCUCUGGUUCUGGUUCAUUAUUCUCGCCGUGUUGUCCGGCCUGGCGAUCGUCUAUUCCGCGGCGGUUGUGCUAUUGCCGAGCACGAGAGAAAUGAUUCUGAAACGGAGGUUCCGCUUUGGGGCCCCCAACGCCGUCGACACAAUCAUAAGAAAGACUCAAGUUGGGGACUUUUUGCUGCUGCACUUAUUGGGCCAGAACAUGAAUUUGAUGGUCUUUGGCGAGAUUUUGGACGAGUUUGUCCGCCGCUUGAACUUCGGCUCGAAUUGCAACCUGCCCUCGGCCCCUAGCACCUUGGAAAUGAGCCCCAUUUACCCCGAAAUCGAGAAAUACGGAAAAGAGACUGAAACGUGAACGAUCUCUUCGCGCAUUUUUUUUUCAUUUUACUUUUGUGAUUAUUUAAUUAAGGUUCGCUUCAAUUUUUUUUUUAAUAUAAGUCUCGUAUUGGGA